AUGAUUCCUGUGGUUUCUUCCUUUGUCCAAUACAAUUCCUGUCCUUUCAAGUAUCAACAAUCUACAGUUCUCUUUGGAUUCAAACGGGCGACUAGUGCAGACAAGUACAAGAAGAAAUCCAGCAGCAAUAACAACAGCAAUACCAAGAAAUCCAAAGAACGCUCCGCGAAAAAACUAUCAGCAUCGAAUGAUCUGUUGACCAAUCAUCAGCAUCGACUCUCCACAGCCGGUAAGAUUGGAACACUCCGGUAUGCCGAUCCUACCAAAAUAUUCAUUGGCAAUUUGAAUACUACCACUACUGAAGACCAAUUACGAGAAUUGAUUCUCCCCUUGGUUGCCACUCCCUGGGAUAUUGCCAAGAUUCAAAUAGUUCGAGAUUGGAAGACGGGAGACAGCAAGGGGUAUGCAUUUGUGGGAUUUACCGAACCUAUUUUUGCCACGUUGUGCUUGCAAGAACUGCAGGGCCAUGAAUUUUUGGGUCGAACUCUAUCUGUCAAACCUGCCAAAAGCAAGAGUGAAUCGCCACUCCGACAAGCCCAACGACAAGAACAACAGCGCCUCAAGGCACUGCGUCGUGCCCAAAAUCCACCUCCACCACCUCCUCCUCCCAAACCCGAAGAUCCCGCCUUUUUGGCAUUUCUCGAUCCGGAUUUGGCAGUUGGAUUGGAAGCUGUGGGGACCGAUGAUGAGGAUGACACGGAUGAUGAUGAUUAUGAUGGAUGGGAAGUACCCGGAUCGGCACCUCCCAAGGGAUUUGGAUGA
This is a messenger RNA of Seminavis robusta, 762 nucleotides long. Lineage: Eukaryota; Bacillariophyta; Bacillariophyceae; Naviculales; Naviculaceae. The record is from the annotation of a GenBank genome assembly.